Messenger RNA from Durusdinium trenchii, 3147 nucleotides. NCBI's taxonomy places the organism in Eukaryota, Dinophyceae, Suessiales, Symbiodiniaceae. The record is from the annotation of a GenBank genome assembly.
AUGGACGCCACCUUUCUCCACGUCUCGCGCGAGCUCCGCAGAACUCUGCCCGCGAGCACGGCGAACCACGCGCCGGCGUACCGGUCUCCAGGGCCUCCCAGGGCCCAUGUCGCACGUGGCGCUGCCCGCGGCGCACGCGGCGCCCCACGUCUUCCGGCCCGAGAAACCAUGCUGUCCUUGUUGCCCUUCGCCCUGCGAAGCCUCCGACGACGCAAGGAUGCCUUUGGCCGUGAAGAUGAGUGUGAAGAGCAGGAUCGCGAGGAAAAGCCGGUGGUCUUGACGGACUUGGUGUGUCUCAUUCCUGGUGGUGAGCCCGUGGUGCGUUUGGAGGACGCCCCCGGCAACGCACGCCGCAUUUUCACAGGCAUCGACAUCUCAGCGAGCGUGGAAGAGGUCUGGGAUGUGAUGACGAGCUACGAACUGCUGGAGUCCCGGAUCCCCAACUUAGCGGAGAACCAGGUGCUCGAACGCUUCGAGGAGGAUGGCGGUGCUCGGCUUUGGCAGGUGGGCCAGGCGAAAUGGACUGUGCUUAGCAAAGACUUUUACUUCAAGGCAUGCACCACCUUGGACGUCCACCUUUGGCCAGAUGGGUUGCCCUCCGACAUGACUGCAGGUCAACAGAUCUGCGCGUCCACUUCAGCAGAAGCCCGCGAGUAUGAUCGCACGCUGCCGCUGGUCAGGGGGAUCUAUCCACGGCCUUUCUCGAUUUCAGAUCAAGGCGUUCCCGUCCGCGACAUCACCAUGCAAAACGUCUUGGACGAACGCUCGGACUUUGUCCACUACCAGGCCGUUUGGCGCUUUCAACCCUUGACAGGCUGCGCCAUGGAGGGCCAGGACAUGAUGAGGCUUAGCUUUUCCGUGGAAUGCCAACCUCAUUGGUUUCUUCCGGUCGCACCGGUGGAAGGGCGUAUUGCGGCCGCGAUGGGGGAGAACAUGGUGGCGAUUCGCAGCUUCGUCGAGGGCCGGAAGAAGGCGGAGGAAGCCAUGAAGGCGCGCCAGGACUUGGUAUCGAACGAGGAAGACUUUGAGCGUCUUCAGGAGCGCCUCUACCAGCUGGUCGAAGAGCAGCAUCCUGAGGCCAUCAGGGAUGAGGCCUUCCUUGCCAUGCCCUUCAACAGACUGGAUCUGCAGCGCCGGUGGCCACGCCUAGUGCAGACGCUGGGCGUUUCACAAGAACAGGCGUUGGAGAUCGUGGAGACUGACGUUACUCCACUGCUGGUGGAGUCCGACGACGUCGCGGAGAUCCUGUCGCGGCUAGCGGCCAUCUCGUCGCGUGAGAAGGCCUUGGAGCUCAUCGGGAUAUAUCCAUCACUUUUGGCUCACGACGUGAAGUUCAGCAAAGGCCACUCCUGUGUGUCGACCAUCGCGGACGUGAUCUACGCCUCCAGGGUGCGGCAGGUCCUCGACGACCACGAUGCAUCGACUGGGCCGCAGGAAGGGAAGAUCGAAGAGCUGGAGCUCUACUCACACAUCCUCGCUGGCUUGAAGCCCUUGGUCCAAGGCCGCUUAGACUCCGAGGGGAUGCAGACCAUGCGGCGGAAGCUGCUGGAGGCCUCCGCCUCGGUGGCGCCCAACGACGCGCUCCGGAUUCUCCUCCGGCGCUUGGCGGAAGCACCCGAUCCUUUGGCCUUCCUGAUUUGGCAGACGAAAGCAGGCCUGUCUGUGGCCUGGCUUUUGCUUCAACAGCCAUCUUUGGCCCUGUCCAUCGCCCAUCAUUCACCCAGGAUCAUCCCCCACUUGCCCUCCAUCUACACGCGGCUGUCGGUGAUCGAGCCACACGUGCCCGGCAUCGUGCGGAUUUUGGAUCCGUAUUUCGAGGUGGUGCGGCCGCGCUUGGAUCGAAUCAUGGAGCGAAUGGACGAGAUUGAGCCGCACCUGCCCUUCAUCCUGCUAAACUUGGAUGUCUUGGCCAAACACUGUGGCGCGCUUUUGGAUUACUUUGACGAUUUACUUCCUUUUGCGACCAUGAGCUUCGAUGAUGAGGAGGUGGAUGAGGACAAGGUAGCACAACCCUAUGAGAAUGCUCUACAGGGCGUGGUGGGUGGGCGGCCGGUAGAGCUGUUCAACGAUGAUCUUUUUCGACCUUUGCGUGUCGAUGCUUGGGUGCCCGAUGACUUCCUUCAUGGCUGGUCUUUGGAGAGCCUCAGUCCAGGCGGCGGCAAAGGAGGGACCAUGAUGUCCCGCAUCGAGAACUAUCUCGUCAAGGAGCUGAGCAAAGGUGAUCAUCGAACCUUGCUUCAGAUCACCAAAAGCUACUGCGAACAUAUGCAGAGCGGUCCAUCCUUAAUUUGCCCCAUUUUCUUGCACUUUCGAGAUAAGGCAUCAAAGCGUGUCUUCUUCGCCAUGCGGAAUUGCGUGGGCGAAGGCCCCUUCAAGGCCUUGUACGACCUUAAGGGUUGUGCAGAUGACAAAAGCUUGGAGAAGGAUGGGAAACCCAUCCGUGCAGUGCACAAGCGGAUUUGGAAUGUUCCUAUGUGGAGCUCCUGUUGUUGGUCGCAAGCACGGCGUACCUACCAUGCGGGCAAGGUGGAAGCGCGAAAGGUGCAGAUUCCCAUCUUGUCGUCCCAGAAGGACACCUUCUUAGAGGCGAUGCGCCGUGAUGUCUCCUGGUUAGCGGGGCAACGGCUCAUGGACUAUAGUCUAUUGGUGGCGAUCAAAGACCACAAGGAGACGCCCACAAAGGGCCUUCCUGCAGGUCAGCCCUAUGUCCGGCAAACGUCGGAGGGUCCCAUCGCAGUGCAGAUGUCCAUCAUCGACUUCCUGCAACGAUGGACGAUGGGGAAGCGCGUUGCUCGCGCCAUCAAAGUCUUUGAAAGGAACAAAGCGACCAUUCCGCCGCGCGCCUACGCGGCACGCUUCGCAGUGCAUUUCACGCAACACGUGGUCACCGCGCAGGACUGGGAGGUGAAUGUUCAGGGCUUGAUGUCGUUGCAGCCCAAGGCCGAGGAUCCUCUACCCAGUUUUACCUUGGACAAGUCGCCUGAGGAGUCCUUCCAGCCUGUUCCGGUCGAGGUAGCGAUUCAGCGGAUCGAGGAUCGAGUUCGAACGGAACAGGAAGACAAUCAGCAAUUGGAGAUCAACUGCAUUGAGGGACCGCUACGAAAAGGUGCUUGUUGUGGCCCUGGUUGGUGGAAGGCUUGUUCAUGA